Molecule: messenger RNA, 1537 nt
Organism: Truncatella angustata
Lineage: Eukaryota; Fungi; Ascomycota; Sordariomycetes; Amphisphaeriales; Sporocadaceae
Product: WD40-repeat-containing domain protein
Exons: 3
Coding region: 162-1340 (392 amino acids)
Cellular component (GO): Set1C/COMPASS complex
Molecular function (GO): protein binding; chromatin binding
Source: RefSeq, a predicted model, not a curated record
GACAUUUGUUUACUUCUUCAUCCAUCGCAACACUGCAACCAUUGACGCAGCACAGCUUGUCGCCAGGCUCGCCCACAACACGGUUGGUUGGCUCAAUGCCAGCAUCGCUGAACGACGCCUUGCUAUAGUUGUACAGGUCGUCGAGCGCGACCCCAUUCGCCAUGGCGUCUACACCCAUGGACUUGGACGGCCCUGAAUCGUCGCCAGCGAACGGCACCCCCUCAACCUCACUCAACAUAACCCGAACCCUGGGCAACAACCUGCCAAGCACCUCCACGGUCACGGAUGUGAUAUCCGGCUUCAGGCCAACAAAGCUAUUCAGGCGCGAUGACAUUAAGGAUGGCCGCCCGCAGCCGUAUAUUCUCAGUCUUGACUACGAUGAUCCUGGCGAGCUUCUCAUGACUUCGGAGAGCGACGAUACGAUUCAGAUUUACAAAGUCCGUGAGGGCCGGCACGAGAAGCAGCUACUAAGCAAAAAGUACGGAGUCAAACUCGCCAAGUUCACACACAACAGCUCGAGCGUAGUAUAUGCCAGUACAAAAGUCAAUGAUGCGAUACGGUACUUGACGACACACGACAACGCCUUUAUAAGAUAUUUUGAAGGCCACGAAGCAGCCGUGACUUCCUUGGCUAUGCACCCGGGACACGACGACUUCAUAUCUUGUAGCAAGGACAACACCGUCCGGUUGUGGAACGCCAGCACCAAGAAUGCGACGGGAAUACUGAACCUCAACACACCAUACCUGUCGGCCUGGGACCCGAGCGGCCAGGUCUUUGCGAUAGGCUCCCCCAACAGCGGCCAGAUUCUGCUCUACGACCAUAGAAACUUUGACAGGGCACCGUUUAACACGUUCGACAUUGGCGAGACAUGCGCCUUCGCAGAUGCGGCCUAUGUCUUGAAGGGUUGGACAAAGCUGGAGUUCUCCAAUGACGGCAAGAACCUCCUUCUGGGCACCAAGGGAAAUGGCCACUUCUUGAUCGACGCAUUUGAGGGUACCUUGCGAGCAUACCUGCACAAACCGAAUGGUGGCACUCGGAGACUAGCAGCGGGCGAGGAGUCGGGCGUUAAUGGAGCCUCGGCCGGAAGCUCGAGCAAUGUUGAGGGCAGUGGCGACUGCGGCUUCAGUCCAGAUGGCCGAUAUGUUGUUGGUGGAGGGGCGAACAACAAGCUACUCAUCUGGGACACGCUUGGUCAGGUGGACGAGGACAAGACUUUGGAGCCUGUCCAUAUUAUCGAUAGCGAACGGCCGGCAUCUGUGGUCGCCUUCAGUCCACGCUUCAACUUCCUUGCAACUGCGGAUCAGGAAGUCGUUUUCUGGCUGCCCGACCCCCAUGCGUAGAUCUCGGGGUGACGGACGAUUAGCGGAGAAGAUCUUCAGCUAAUGCGGAAUUAUGACCUGUUCACGCCAUGGAGACUUGAACUCCCCAUAGAGCCAUCCAGCAUCAUUCACAGGCACAGAGGCGGCGCCAAGAAUGGCGAGCUCAUGGCCAAUUCCGCCUUACAAUUAGAGCGGUCGCAAGGAAUCCAGAUCAACUA